Thalassophryne amazonica is the source of this 1588-nucleotide messenger RNA. Its product is annotated as tumor necrosis factor receptor superfamily member 5. Lineage: Eukaryota; Metazoa; Chordata; Actinopteri; Batrachoidiformes; Batrachoididae. Bases 414 to 1388 code for a protein of 324 amino acids. Gene Ontology annotation, cellular component: CD40 receptor complex; membrane; external side of plasma membrane. The record is from RefSeq and is a predicted model, not a curated record. Gene Ontology annotation, biological process: TRIF-dependent toll-like receptor signaling pathway; positive regulation of isotype switching to IgG isotypes; positive regulation of blood vessel endothelial cell migration. Gene Ontology annotation, molecular function: transmembrane signaling receptor activity; CD154 receptor binding; antigen binding. The transcript is spliced from 8 exons.
GUUUAGGGGGAAAACAAUGGAGCAAAAGGAAAGGGUGUAACAUGGAGAGGAAGCCUCUCAUUGUGCUGCUCCGCUUUGUGCCAAAAGCUGCAUUUUGUCCUUUAGCUGCAGAAACAAAAUAUAUGUGACAGCAAGCAGGAAGGAAAUGAGGAGAGCGAGAGAGCGAACAGCAGAUGAGAGUUACUGGGGUUUUCCACUGUGUAGGAUUAGAAAAGUAGGUAAUGCAGAGCGAUGAGGUGAAACACAAGUUUAGUCACUGAGGUGAUCUCACACAUAGAGCCUGACAAGGAGAAGCUGGUGGAUUUUUUAUAAAAAUAAAUAAAUAAAUAAAUAAGGGAACAAACUGAUUUCUUCAAGAGUUGGUUUACAGCAAGCAGCGCGCAGGAAGCCGGCCGUCAUCACGUUGACCUUGAAUGUUUGACGCGCAACUGAAUGGGCUAAGAAUGGCUACAACUGGCUGUAAAAGUGAUGAUAUGUACAGGGUUCCAGAUGGGAAAUGCUGCGAUCGCUGCCCUGCAGGAACGUACGUCCACACCGAGUGUGAUGGCACCAAGAAGACAGAGUGUGCUCAAUGUGUACACGGCUACUACACAGCAUCCAAAAAUUACUUACGCAAAUGCCAGAAGUGCAGGGACUGUUACUCCAAUAACAAUCACAGGACAGUAACGGUUUGUACAGCGAGCGAGGAUACGCAGUGUGAGUGUGUGACAGGCUUCUACUGCAGCGACACUCAGUGUGAGCACUGCCGGCCUGUCACUCACUGUCCUGUGGGCCACGGGGUCAAAGUCAAAGCUACUCGUAUGAACAACACCAUCUGUGCCCCGUGUGAAGAAGGAACGUACAGCAAUGUGUCCGAUUUCCACUCAGCCUGCCAAACACACAGCAGGUGUGAGGACUUGGGGAAAGUUCUGAAAAUUCAUGGAACUGCAACAGCUGAUGCAGUCUGUGGGCACUUCAAAUCUCAUUGCAACUGGGUUUUACCUGCAGGCCUGUGGGCAGGGCUGAUUGUGACUUCACUCCUUCUUCUGCUUGGUAUCACCUGUUGGAGGGUAAAGCGCCGAAGACACAGAGCAGCCAGAGCAAACCUGGAUAUUGGCCCAGGAGUUCCAGCCUGUCCACUGCAGCCGCCGUUACCUUCCACAGAACUCAGCGGCCACUGCCAAGAAAGCUGUGAAGUGGAUUGCGAAAAGACUAUUUUUAACCCAGAUCACAAAGUGGUCUUCUGCUGCACACAAGAGAGUGUGAAGGACAGUUUUCCCACAACACCACGGACAGCUUCACUUUCAUAUGUUGAAUCCAGUCACACAAAUGGAAAAGCAGGAAACUGGACCAGUACCUCCCUCACGAUACAUUCAGAACCACAGGAGGAUGAGUGGUGUGGGAUGUGACCAAAUAAACACAGAACACUCCGCUUACUUGGACAUUUUGCAAACUUCAAACUAUUGUGCCACUAACAAAGCACGGGUCAGGAUUAGGUUGGUUUACAACCCUAGUCCAUAUUAAUAAAUCAUUGUUAGCAUGAGUGUUCUACUGACCAUGAUGAAUGCUUUGUUUCCAAGAAAUACUUUUUUUAAAGUUUAGAAAGUAA